UUGCAUUACAAAGGGAAGGGCGUUGACAUACGUUGUUGGAAGCCGUUGCUGUUUUGAUCCACUUCAUCUAGAGCGCUUCUGUACCGAACAUUCGAGUGCAGUGGUUACAGUUCGAGAGCAAUUUUGCCUCUUUAGAGUGUCGAACAGCAGGGAAAAAAGUUAAUUCUUGGAGAAAUCAGUCGAUACACCUGGACCUGCCGUCAUGUUUCGCUUCGUCAUUGUUUGUCUUGUCUUUCAUGCGACAGGUUUACACGGCUUUGACGUCUCCACAAGCACACCAGAUCUGAGAGUACCAGAGAAUGCUGGAGCUGAUCUGAAAUGUACAUAUUCGGCUGACUUUGGGUCUGACGCCAGAGUAGAGUGGAAGUUCAAAAAUCUGCAGGGUUCCCAGACCUACGUCUUUUUCAGCGGCCAUCCGACUGCACCCUAUAAAGGCCGAGUCACCAAAUAUGAAGGAGGACUGCGGUUUAACAAGGUCACUCGGAAUGACAAUGGAGAGUACGACUGCGAAGUGUCUGGAAGUGACCAGUUCAAGGAGGCGAAGAUUAAACUGACUGUCCUAGUGCCACCGAGUGUCCCAGUUGCCAGGAUCCCCUCAUCAGUGACGACAGGGGGAAGGGCCCUGCUCACGUGCUUUGAUAAAGAUGGCUCACCCCCGCCCACCUACAGGUGGUUCAAGAACAAGACGCCCCUUCCCCAGGACCCCAGCAAGUUCCCCGCCUUCAACUACACCGUGUACAAGAUCUCCCCUCAGAAUGGAACUCUGCUGUUUCCCAAGACCACGAAGAUGGAUUCAGGAGAGUAUUACUGCGAGGCUUCCAAUGGUGUUGGUGAUGUCAAGCGUAGCCAGACUGUAAAAAUGGAAGUCCGCGACGUCAACGUUGGAGGAAUUGUUGCCGGGGUGAUUUUCCUCAUCCUGAUUCUAAUCUUACUGGUUGUGGCCGUCUGGUUUGCUUAUAAGAGAGGAUAUCUCGCCAAAUUCACUGAACGAAAACCUAAAUCGGUGGUGUACACCCAGCCGACGUCGGACUAUGGGGACGAGGAAGAUGGGGAGUUCAGACAGAAGUCGUCGUUCGUGGUGUAAAGUCACGCGUUGGUUCCAGAGCCAUUCUCCCCCCUCUUCUCCUCUUAUCCAACGGUCUGAUACACAUUAAGUGACUUGGUUCCUCUGAAACCUUUUCUGCACAAAAGAGCGGGGCUGUCGGUGCUUUGCAGUGGAUGCGUUUGGAACAUUUUGUGUCUUAAAGAAGUGAAACAUUUGCACAGGCUGUUUCCAUCAAAUGGGAUCUGUUUUCCAAUAUACUUUACAGCCAGGCCCGCGAAUCUUGUUUGUUUGUUUUAUUUUAUUGUUUAGUGUCUUAACUCCAGAAUUGGCUUAUAUGUAACUGCUUGUGAGUACUUGUUUUUGGCUCUUCUCCAUCUUUUCUCUGAAAAAAAAAAAAAGGUUUAGAUCUUUUUUUGUCAUUUCCUCUGAAAAAUGAAGCAAAAUGGUGAACCUCCAGGUACAGUCAGCGGAGGGUACUUUUUUGACAGUUUGAACUGCACAUUUUCUUAAAGAGCAGGUCACGAGGAGGUGAGUGAAUUUGUGUGUGGAAACAGUUGUUCAGCUGUUACACACAGACUUAUCUUAAACAGUGACUAAUUUACAUUUAAGAGAAACACUAUAAAACUACUUUUAAAAAUGAGCUGCAGUUAGGUGUUUAGUUCAUGCUGUCUUAAUCAGGGAUCACUAAAGCGUGUGAAAUAUUUUUUGUGUGUAACGAACAUAUCUGUGGUUUUAGCUGGCUCCAAUGGAGGGGGGGGG
Messenger RNA from Chanos chanos (milkfish), 1804 nucleotides. It is a transcript of the gene f11r.1, whose product is annotated as F11 receptor, tandem duplicate 1. The transcript has 10 exons. The record is from RefSeq and is a predicted model, not a curated record. Gene Ontology annotation, biological process: regulation of membrane permeability; establishment of endothelial intestinal barrier; intestinal absorption. Gene Ontology annotation, cellular component: bicellular tight junction. Bases 203 to 1084 code for a protein of 293 amino acids. NCBI's taxonomy places the organism in Eukaryota, Metazoa, Chordata, Actinopteri, Gonorynchiformes, Chanidae.